Molecule: messenger RNA, 1033 nt
Organism: Juglans microcarpa x Juglans regia
Lineage: Eukaryota; Viridiplantae; Streptophyta; Magnoliopsida; Fagales; Juglandaceae
Exons: 9
Coding region: 30-779 (249 amino acids)
Molecular function (GO): oxidoreductase activity; antioxidant activity
Source: RefSeq, a predicted model, not a curated record
AAAAGGCGCAGACACUUCAGUCAUCAACCAUGGCCUCGACCGUUGCGGUGUCGUCGGUGGGUGCACGGUUAGUGCAUCUACCGCGCUUAUUAGCACCGUUCACCACCCGGCUCAGACCGACAUACUCCUCCUCUAAAAUGGGUUUUACCCCGAUGCAUCUCGGGACCACUCUUCUAGCAAGAAAGCUUGUAGUUCGAGCUGCUAGAACUGAGUCCAAAGGGGCCUCCUUAGGUUCCAAAGCUCCCCAUUUUGAGCUUCCAGAGCCACUUACUGGGAAAGUGUGGAAAUUAGAAGAUUUUGAACCAUAUCCUGCUUUGCUGGUUAUGUUUGUUUGCAACCACUGCCCAUUUGUUAAACACUUGAAGAAAGCUAUUGUGAAGCUGACAAAUUUUUACAUGAAGAAAGGACUUGCAGUGGUUGCAAUAUCUUCAAAUUCUAUAGCUACUCACCCACAGGAUGGACCACAAUUCAUGGCAGAAGAAGCUAAGCUACUUAACUAUCCUUUCCCAUAUUUAUACGAUGAGUCACAGGAUGUUGCACGAGAAUUUGGAGCAGUUUGCACACCAGAGUUUUUCCUAUUUAAAAAGGAUGGUCGGAGGCCAUUUGAACUGGUAUAUCAUGGUCAAUUUGAUGAUUCCCGACCCAGUAAUAAUGUACCUGUUAGUGGAAGGGACUUGAGCAGGGCGAUAGAUUGUGUUCUCAGCAGCCAACCAAUCCCAUCAGUUCAGAAACCUAGUGUUGGAUGCAGUAUAAAGUGGCAUCCCGAGACAACUCUGUAAUCUGUAAUCACUGGUUUGAACUUCAUGAAGACAAAUUACAGAAUAGUGUGGUGUUUCUAUCAGUUAUCAAAGCCUCUUAUAUAAUGGACAAACACUAUUUUGAUUUAGUAUGUACUAGUAUUUUUCUUCCUUCUCUUAAUCUUUUCAGUCUUCCCGUCUUAUCAUUUUGGAUUUCUCAAGGCAUGGAAGACAAGGAAUGCUGUAAGAUUUGAUAUUGUGUAUAUGAUUAUGUAAUAUGAGCUUUACUUGUAAUA